GGUGCCCUGAAGAAUUAUUACCUCCUCUCUCACAAGCGACUGCACAAGAGAUCUCUCACUGUGAGCGAACUGCAUCAUAAGGCGCUCAGGGAUGAACCGCGGGUGCACUGGUUCCAGCAGCAACAUGAGAAGAGGCGCAAGAAGCGCGACUUUGGCGCCGCGUCCUACGCGUUCGCCGAUUAUCCGCCCUUCUUCAGCGACUUCGGUCCGCGUCCGCGUCCGCGUCAGGCUACCGUGUUUCAUCGCCAAAGAAACAGAGGCUUGCCGCUUCAAAACCUGUUCACGGACCCGCUCUUCAAGGAACAGUGGUACCUGAACGGCGGCGCCAAGGAUGGGUAUGACAUGAAUCUCGGUCCGGCUUGGCAGAAAGGCUAUACCGGCAAGGGUGUCGUCGUUUCGAUUCUAGACGACGGCAUUCAAACCAACCAUCCUGAUCUGGCGCUCAACUAUGAUCACCAGGCCAGCACGGACAUCAACGACAACGACGACGACCCGAUGCCGAGGGAUAAUGGCGACAACAAGCACGGCACUCGAUGCGCCGGCGAGGUCGCCGCCGUUGCCUUCAACCAGUAUUGCGGUGUCGGUGUCGCCUACAAUGCCAGUAUCGGAGGCGUGCGAAUGCUCGAUGGCCCGGUAAACGACGCUGUCGAGGCCAGAGCGCUGGGAUUGAAUCCUGAUCACAUCGACAUAUACAGCGCCUCCUGGGGUCCCGAGGACGACGGCAAGACCGUCGAUGGUCCGGGCCCGCUCGCCAGGAGGGCGUUUAUUUACGGAGUGACGAGCGGACGCAAAGGCAAGGGCUCGAUUUUUGUGUGGGCGUCGGGUAACGGCGGUCGGCAUACCGACUCGUGCAACUGCGACGGUUACACGAACAGCAUAUUUACACUGUCGAUAUCGAGCGCGACCCAGGGCGGCUACAAGCCAUGGUAUCUCGAGGAAUGCAGCUCCACCCUGGCAUCCACUUAUUCGUCGGGCACGCCCGGCAACGACAAGAGCGUCGCCACCGUGGACAUGGACGCCAAGCUGCGUCCCGAUCACAUCUGCACGGUGGAACACACCGGAACAUCCGCCUCGGCGCCGUUAGCCGCCGGCAUCGCCGCCCUCGCCCUUGAGGCGAACCCGACCCUAACGUGGCGGGACAUGCAGUACCUGGUGGUACUCACCUCGCGGUCCGAACCGUUGAGCAACGAACCAGGCUGGAUACUGAACGGCGUGAAGAGAAAGGUGUCUCACAAGUUCGGCUACGGUUUGAUGGACGCGGGCGCCAUGGUCAGCCUGGCUGAACAGUGGACCAAUGUGCCGCCGCAGCACAUUUGCAAGUCCGACGAGAUCAAUGAGGAAAGACCGAUUGAUCCCACGUACGGCUAUACCUUGAGCGUAUACAUGGACGUCACCGGAUGCGCUGGGUCCUUGAACGAAGUACGGUUCUUGGAGCAUGUGCAGUGCAAGGUUUCUCUGAGAUUCUUCCCUCGAGGAAACUUGAGGCUUUUACUGACCUCCCCGAUGGGCACAACCUCGACCCUAUUGUUUGAACGACCGCGCGACGUUCUCAGUUCCAACUUCGACGAUUGGCCCUUCCUCAGCGUGCACUUUUGGGGCGAGAAAGCAGACGGCCGAUGGACCCUGCAGAUCAUUAAUGCUGGGAACCGACACGUCAAUUCACCAGGCAUACUGAAAAAGUGGCAGCUGAUCUUCUACGGCACGUCAACGAACCCGAUCCGGAUACGCACGCGGCAGUUUAAUCCGGUACAUUCCUCAUACCUUCCCUCCCAUUCCGUUCAUUAUCCGUUCAGGGUAGACGAUGAUCCGCUACAACUGUCCGGCUAUCCGGGCAAUAGCGACUUCUUUUCUUCGUCUACCUUUCAGAGUUACCAGGGCCCGUACUCCGGCGCAGCAUCGAAUCUACAGGCAUCGGUGGCCACCUUGGACGGCUCGUCGGCGCCGCUCCUGACGAACCACUUGCCCGGCGACGUCUCCUCUGCAUCCGCCUUCGACUCACCCUCGGCAGCGUCAUCCGCGCAAGCGGAUCUCUCGGUAGUAUCUCUCGAUACUACCAGAAGGAUACUGCAUGACUGUGAUCCGCAGUGCGACGCGCAGGGCUGUUAUGGCAAAGGUCCGACUCAGUGCGUCGCCUGUAAGAAUUAUCGUCUCGACAACACAUGUGUCAGUCGCUGUCCGCCAAGGAGCUUCCCUAACCAAGGCGGUGUCUGCUGGCCGUGCCACGAAUCCUGUGAAAUUUGCGCGGGCGCUGGUCAGGACUCCUGUCUCUCCUGCGCGCCCGCUCAUCUUCGAGUCACCGAUCUGGCAGUCUGCCUCCAACAAUGUCCGGAAGGCUACUACGAAAACACCGAGAACAGCACGUGUGUGCCGUGCGAGGCCAACUGCGCCAGCUGUCAGGACAGACCGGACAAGUGCACCAGCUGCGAGCAUCACUUGGUGAUGCACGAGAACAAGUGUUACGCCGCGUGUCCCCCAUAUACGUACGAGACGCAAGACUAUAGCUGCGCCCCGUGCCAUGCUACUUGCGAGACCUGCAACGGUACGGCAGAGAACCAAUGCAUUACCUGCCGAUCCGGGCUGUUCGCUUUGAACGGUACAUGUCGCGCCUCGUGCCCGGCGGGUUACAGCGCCGACAAGAAACGGCGCGAAUGCGUCGCAUGUCCACCCGGUUGUGCGACUUGCGCCACGGUGAGUUGCACUAGUUGCAUUGAGGGCUGGAGCUUGAACAAAAAAGGGCUAUGCGCGCCCGAGAGUCGCAGCAACUGCAACUCGGGCCAGUAUUAUGAGAACAGCCAAUGCAAGGUCUGUCACUCGUCUUGCGAAACUUGUGCCGGCCCCACAGAAGAUCACUGCAUAUCCUGUCCGAAUCCGUUACUGCUUCAAGGCAAGCGCUGCGUGUCCCAGUGCGACGACGCGUAUUACUCCGUGGUACAACCUUCGCGACCGAUUUGCGUCCCUUGUCUGCAUACUUGCAAGAGUUGCGUCUCCCGUUUGAACUGCACGGCAUGUCAAGAUGGGCUACAACUGCAAAGCGGAGAAUGCAGAUCGUCCUGCGCGCCGGGUUAUUAUAGCGAUAGAGGUCAAUGCGCCAAGUGUUACUUAUCGUGUAAAACAUGCUUGGGACCCAGGAGGGAUCAGUGCGUCACCUGUCCGAGAGGCUGGCAACUGGCAGCCGGCGAAUGCCAUCCCGAAUGCCCAGAAGGUUUCUUUAAAUCCAAUUUUGGUUGUCAAAAGUGUCAUCAUUAUUGCCGUACAUGUAAAGGAGAAGGUCCGUUAGAAUGCACUUCCUGUCCUCCUCAUUCGAUGUUAGAAGGCGGAUUGUGCAUGGAGUGUCUGGGCGCGCAAUACUAUGAUUCCUUGACACAGCUCUGCAAGAGUUGCCAUUCCGACUGCCGAAGAUGCACUGGCCCCGGCAAGUUCAGCUGCGCCGCAUGCUCGCUGCCACUGCAUUUGGACAAAUUGAACAACCAGUGCGUGCCUUGUUGUACGGGCAACGAAAAAGGGCCUCAAGCUGAGGAGUGUUGUCUCUGUGAUCCAGAAACUGGCGGCUGCAGAAACAGUUCGCCGGCUGGUAAAAGAAGAGUACCGGGAACAGAAUUCUCAGCCGACACUGCUAUCUCUGAAACAUAUUUUGAUAGCGACAGUAAACCAAGUAACAACGACUCGGCAUCACUCGCCGUAACAGCAGCUACGACUAUGGCAGUUGCUAUUUGUUUAGCAUCAAUCGCGUUGUUUGCAAUGAUAUUCGUCGCUCUUCAGGCCUGGUCCGGCAGAAGGGAGGCCAAUAUGGGAUAUACGCAGCUCGCCGUGAAAGUGGAACCGUCCGAAGAUCCGGACACCGACGACGCAACAGAGCUGAUGACCUAGACUACGUUAACUGCCACGUAGCUAUUGACCUCAUAUCGAAGAGUCGCAGAGAGAUUGACGAGUCUCGAUUGUGAUCAGUUCGCGAGUCAGAAGUUACGUGCUUUCACGUCAGCGAGGUCCAGAGAUAGCCUACAUAUGUGUAAUGAGGAAAAUGGGAAUACGGUGGUAAAUACGUAACGGAAAGGAAGAAGUGGAAGAAAAAAUAGGAGGAGGAGGAGCAAGCAAAGGAUGAUUUGUCGCAAACGUGAUAGUAGAACUCCGUAGAGUAUGAACAGCGAGAAAAGAAGAGAAA
Molecule: messenger RNA, 4159 nt
Organism: Formica exsecta
Lineage: Eukaryota; Metazoa; Arthropoda; Insecta; Hymenoptera; Formicidae
Gene: Fur2
Product: furin-like protease 2
Exons: 15
Coding region: 343-3867 (1174 amino acids)
Biological process (GO): protein processing
Cellular component (GO): trans-Golgi network; Golgi membrane
Molecular function (GO): serine-type endopeptidase activity
Source: RefSeq, a predicted model, not a curated record